This is a messenger RNA of Rana temporaria (common frog), 3277 nucleotides long. RefSeq names its product protein mono-ADP-ribosyltransferase PARP14-like. Bases 227 to 1516 code for a protein of 429 amino acids. Gene Ontology annotation, biological process: negative regulation of gene expression. Gene Ontology annotation, molecular function: transcription corepressor activity. Gene Ontology annotation, cellular component: cytoplasm; nucleus. The transcript is spliced from 12 exons. The record is from RefSeq and is a predicted model, not a curated record. NCBI's taxonomy places the organism in Eukaryota, Metazoa, Chordata, Amphibia, Anura, Ranidae.
AAGGCCUGUUUUUCAGCUUCCUGUUGGGAAUUUAAUACUUUCACUUUCAGUUGCAUAUGGCCUCGAACUCGCCUUGUGUUUCUUUGUUAUAUUUAGCAUUCAACUAGAAUGUUUAACGUGAAAGUCUGAAUAACUGUGGACUGCGUCCAGCGUCAAGAUAUCCUAUGGUUCUUAAACAGCGCUGCGAUCGACUUCGUUAACAACUGUUAAUGAACAAGCUUGCAGUAUGGACGGCAAUUCUCGAUUUACUUUUUAUUACGGAGAACAACCACAACAGGAGAAUAAAGCAUUUCCAUUUAGUGUGGAAGAAACUGAUGGAAGACCCGUUACACCAGAAUGCCAAAGUAACCAGCCAAACACAGAGAAUACAGUGCCACCUAUUAAACUUAUUGUGAAGUAUGCAAAUCUGGAACAGGAAACGGCUGAUGUAAUCUCUGCUCCACUACUUGCGAAGAAAGUAGACCUAAAUAGCUUAAACGUAACUAAGGCCCUUCGGUAUACAGCAGGGGAUAGAUUCUCGAACAUUUUUGAUUCAGCCUUAAAUGGUCGCACAUCUCUGAAAGCAGGGAGUCUUUUUGAAAUACCAGUUGUUCAAGAAAGCCAUUCGUUGAAAUGUAAAAUUGUUAUCCUCAUUGCUCUUGAACAGUGGAAUAGAGCUACAGGUUCUUCAGUCACGGACCUGAAAAAGGGGAUUUGUAAUUUACUUGGAAAAUGCCAUUCUAAAAAUGUUAACUCCGUGGCCAUGUCUGCAAUAGGUACUGGCAUUGCUUUGGCUUUUCCCCCUGAAGUUGCAGCUAAGAUAAUUGGAGAAGAACUUAAAAACUUUGUAGCACAAAAUCCAAAUACUAGCAUCAAACAAAUUCAGAUUGUAACCAAGCAGCUACCAGAAAAUCAGACCAUUUUCAUUGCCUUCAGAGAAACCCUCUGUGCAAUUGAUUUUGGAAACCGAAUCAUUGUCUGCAAUGAACAAGGAGUUCCUUUUCCCAGGACACAACUCGGAGAUCAAGUGCAAAAGCAAAUAGGAAAUCUGUCAGUAUCUGCGGUUUAUGAAGACAUUGUGAAAGAAACUACAAAUGCCAUUGUUAACUCCACCAACUUUAAACGGUGGAGUAAAGGCUCUGUUGCGCAUUCUAUAUUUUCUGUAACUGGACAAGAAGUUAUUCGGGAAGCUCAGCGUGGUCACAAAUCUGGAAAAAAAGUUGUCAUGACCAAUUCUGCUAAUCUAAAAUGCCACUGGAUUUUACAUUGCAACUGUGAGGGUAAUAUUGAAACACUCAAACAUCUCUUGGAUGACCUAUUUAAAUUAUGUGAUGAAACGGGACUAAAAUCUUUAUCACUUCCUGCAAUAGGAACAGGAGAAUGCAUGUUACCCCCGAAGCGUGUUGCUGAAACUAUGAUUGAAGCCAUAUGUUCUUUAGCCAGAAAACAGAACCACUGCCUAUUAAAUGUUCGCCUGGUUGCAUUCACCCCAUUUAUUUACCAUAUUUUCUGCACUGAACUUCAGAGGCUUUUCUGAGGAAUGAAUAUAAAUGAAGUACCAUAUGUACGAUCAAAUGAUACCUAAAGCAUGGAUUUAUUUUGCUAGAAAACUCCAAAGGUUGAUGAAGAAUAUGUUUGGACUGUGGGUUUCAGAAAUGCCUGUGAGGAACACAAAUCAUGUGUGUCAUUCUGCAAUAUUAAGCUGUAUGCAACAUCAGUGGUUAAAUACGCUCUCAACAACGCAAAAAGUGAUAAAAUUAUCCACAGCACCAUCUGCUUUGAGGAUAUAACAUCUUUAGAUCCACUGGAACUUUGUUGUUGUGUUGGGGCUGUGAUAGCGUAUAUGAAAAGAUAUGUCAAAAUUAUUAACGUAUGUCUAAACCCCAAAACAAAAAUGUAAUAAUUGAAGCUUACCAGCCCUUAGAUGUGGUGGUUGUUUUUAGUUUGAAUUUUUUCAGGCUACAAACAUUUUUAGCAGGUACAAUAAAAAUAACAAUCACUUUAAGUCAUUAGAGCAGCCUAUGUUGACACACUGCUCCACCAUAGAUACUGGAGGAGAUAACAUUGCCGUCCUAGGACAGGAAGUGUUAUUCACAGUAAUAAAUCCACUAAUACUUGGGGCAUGGCAUUAUUACAACACCAUAUUUUUAUAUAUGCAAAUAAUAUCAAACCUAAUACAGAUAAACGAAAAUCCAUCAAAACAAAUCCAAUUGUAGUACAAUGUAACAAAGCAACAUUUUAAAUCAACUAAAAUACUUUUCUGUUGAACCAGCAUUUGGAAUAUCGUUUAUCGACAAUCAUUGGAUCUGCAGGGACUGUAUUAAUAUUUCUAUAUUUGUAAACCCUAUCCACGAGCCUUGUCAGCAACUGAGUGUAGACCUACUUUCAGUGCUUACAGUAUAAUGCUGGGAAAAAUACAGGUGGUGUUCUGUGCAGAAAAAAACAUAAUGGCCUCCAAAUGCUUGACCCUAUAUAUCAUCCACCUUCUAGAUUUCCAGGGCAUAUACAUAUACAGCUGGAAUGGUACCAAUAGGAUGUUCUUGCCCAGGAGAGGGCAGGGGCCUCUAAUGCUAGAACAGUCACCCAGCUGAGACUGGUGGCCAUUCAAAUAAUGUAUGACUAUGCAUGUGCCUGUGCAAACACCAACAGUGCUAGUCCUUAACAAGAAUAGUACAAAGACACUACAGCCAGGACAGUCUUGUCCUACCCCAUACUUGAAAGCAAGCAUCACAUCUAGCACCGAUCAGAGGUUAGCAGCCUAAACAGAAGAGCCAGCUUGUAACCUGAAAGCAAUAACAGGAAUCCCACAGGACUGGAUUGCAGCACAAGCCAUGAAGACAGGUUAAUCCAAACACAUGGAUCUAGAUGGCUCAACUGUAAAACACCAAGGCCAGCACACCCUGAUGCACAUGGUCUUGGAAUUCUCAGUAUUAUCAAGUGAGAAUAAAAGGGAAAAAUCCUAAAAAAGAGAAAACUAUUGUAGCCAUCAAAUCUACGAACUGGUAUACUAUUUUGUUUGGGUUUAGUUAUGUUUUAAAUGACCACUGGAUGUAAAGACAGAAUCAAAGUAAUAAAAUCCACUUUUGGAGCACUCUGAUGAACACUUUAGAAGAGGAGAGGGAGCGUAAAUGACCCAUGGACCAUCUAUACUACUGUGAAUCAAACACUUUUGGCUUUCUUACUUUUACAUAUUUUUUUUUUGUUUUCAAUGUUUUUAUUGAAAUGUUAUAUGUAUAAAGAUACAAUAUAUCACAUCAGAUAUUAUAAUAAAAUAAGAUACAAACAUAUAAUCUUUAAA